AUGGCAACCCGACCACCUUCAACGGCUUCCUCUUACACGACAGGACUGCUCAAUCCACAAAUGCAUGGAUACAACAAUCAUAACACAACAACUCCAAGUCCGCAGUCUUUAUCACAGGGAUAUGUGACUGACACUUCCUACUACACAACGUCGGCGUCUCCUCUUUCUAGUACCCCUUCCAACUCAUCUUAUCAUAGCUCUUCAGUUCCAUCUCCUACAGGUACCAUUGCUGGAAACAGCACUAUGAGUAGCUCCAGCUCGAUUCAAAAUAUCAUGGACUUUUAUAUUCAAAAUGUUAACUUUUCACUUCACACCAAGGCAUCUCCUGAAUGUGAAAUCCAACUUUAUCGAUUGACCAAUCCUAUGGAUGCACAAAUAACAAUACUCAACACUCAUCCACAGACACAUCCACCUGUCUACUUAUCCACUGUUGUGUAUGCAUUGCAAAUUACUUUGGAAAAGUAUAUUUCACAAACAUGUCAAUGGGUACAAUGUUCUUCGAAUGACCCAAAUUCUAACACUCCAUCCGCUUCAAACAAUCUCUUCAAGGAUUACGACGCUUUCGUAAUUUACAAUCAAACAAACCAACAAUCAAUAUCUCAAUUAAUUCAAACUGAUGGAAAAUCGUUAUACAUACAACUUCCUUUACAAUUAGGAUUUUACGGAAAUCAAUUCACUACAAUGACGUUUCGUACCAAGCUCAACACAAGCAAGGAGAAACAGGGAUACAAAAGAGGUGAAAGUGCCAUUUUCCGAGUUGUUUUUUCACUGUUAAAACAACAACAACAAACUCAUACUUUUUUUCAAAACAAGUAUGAAAGUAUUCCAUUUGGCAUUAUUAAUCAUGGAAAAAAUAGCACUGCAACAGCUCUUUACAAGAAUAUUAAGCUCAGCUCGAUACCUGGUACCGUUGAAUAUAACAUGGCCCUCAUGCAACAGCAACAACAAUAUAUUCAGACACCCAACCAACAUUCACAAAGCCCCUAUUCCACUCCAAGUUAUUCUUCUUCAUCCUCAAACGGAAGCUCUUAUCAAAAUGUGACAUCCUAUAGCAAUAAUUAUGACAAUACAAUGGAUUUUGGUCAAGAAUACGACAACCAACAGGUACAAGAAUUAUUAGAAAUUUUAAUGCAAGAAGAACAAGCUCUUGCAAAUCAAACCUCAAAUGAAGAUUAUUCAGAUCCAAACAUGUUCAUGACUGAUGACGAUGAUUUAUUCCGAGAAAUCUCUGGGAUCAACUCUUACUUUACUCCAUCGUCAAGUGGUGGGGAAGGAGAAACAAGUCAAGAAUUAUUUGACGAAGAAUCUGAAUCUGAAAGUGCCUCGUACGAGGAUGAAGAAGAAAUCCAAUGGGAGGAUCAUCAUCAACUUGCAUAUGAAAAUACGUUCGAAUUGACCAAGCCUUCACCUUCUUCAGACCUCAAAGAUGAGAGUUAUUCAAGCCAAGCAAUGGCUGUUCCAACUCAACCAUACUGUGCUUCUAUAACCAACAGCAACGUACUUUUGAAGAGCUCUGGGUUGGCCAAACCGCUGCCUCCUCUUCCUUCUUAUUUGAAAGCCUCGCCAAGCAGCUCUCAGACCACUUCUUCUGCUGUUUCAUUGUCUCAAUCCAGUGUAGCUCUUCCUCCAUCGUACCAAUCUUCGUCAAGCACUACUCUUCCUCCUCCUCCAAUCAAUGCUGCUAGCAAUUCUAUUCACAACACUGUCACAUCAACAACUACCUCCAAUCGCCGCUCUUUCAAUUCUCAACAACAAGUGUUUGCUAGCUCUGUUACUCGUAUGAAUGAAAGCGUUUCUGUGCCAACAAGGUCGACCUCUGAAAGAAAUAGAAAUGACCAAGACACCUGGAGCUCUCCAGUUGAAAAUCGUGAAUCCAGAACCCCUUCCGUCUUGGAUUCGAACGACACUCUAGUUGGAAGUGGCCAACCAAGAAUGACAUUUGGUGCAAAUUAUGUGAAAAAUGCUCAGGCAGCAGACCAACUUCAAGAGAAAGAAAAGAAGAGAGGUCUUUCCGGUAUGUUCAAAAGAAAGAAAAAGAAGGACGAAAGCGAGCCACCCUCCGAGAAAAAAGAGUCAAAGAAUCCACUUGCAAAGCCAUCUCAUGCGUCCUUUUUCUCCAAUUUCAAACCCACAGUAACCCUUAAGAUCAAUAAUAACAAUACAGCUGAUGUGAACAACAGACAAGUUACUAAGGCUGCCCAAGUACAGCAAAAACUUGGUGACGACAGCAGCACUAGUGAGGAAAGCCUAAUUAACGCCAUGACCAAACUCAGUAUUGACAAAUUCAUCACGACUACUAAGGUUGAUAUCUCUAAAUUUGAUCCGAAAAUGAUUAUUUUCAGUUUGGAAAAGAAAGAUGUUACACAAAAGAAGGACAUUGUAAAUGUUGGAAAAGGGAAAAAGCCUAUCCCUGUAUUUAAGCCUGGUGAAACAAUUCAAUUCAAUGUGCAAAACAAUAACGAGAAAGAGUUGGUAGCACGCUCAAGCAUUGUAGUUGGUACAACGUUACCUAGAAGGCCGAUCGUUUUCUUCUCUGAAAAGUCUCUUGGCUUCACAAGAAUGAAGGAAAACAACUCACUUUCCAGUCAAGCCCUGCAAAUACCUCCACUCCCUCCAAAUAAGAAGAGCAUGUUGGUUGCCUUUAUUUUGUUUGUAAAAAUUUCUGAUGGGCAAGGAAAGGAAAGGAUCUUUACCAACAAGAAAAAGGUGUUAAUCUCUGCUCAGUAA
This is a messenger RNA of Naegleria lovaniensis, 2727 nucleotides long. RefSeq lists its product as uncharacterized. The coding region runs from base 1 to 2727 and encodes 908 amino acids. The transcript has a single exon. The record is from RefSeq and is a predicted model, not a curated record. Lineage: Eukaryota; Heterolobosea; Eutetramitea; Acrasida; Naegleriidae.